GCCACAGAAGCGCCUGGGUGAGCGUCUCGGAUUGCUCGAAAACUUCUCGGAGGCACCACCAGUGGUGCCGAUGGAGGAAACGGAGCUAGAUGCCAAGGACCCGACAGCCAUGGACGAUGACGAUGACGAGGAGCUGGGCGAGUGCGCACAGCAGAGGGAUGUCGACAUGGAACCAGCCGAGCCCUCCAAAGAGGAACAGGCAUCCAGUGACAAGCAGACCGCCCAAGCACUCGAGGAGCUCACCACUUGGAUCAAGGAAGUUUGGUUCGAGGAGCAGCGUGGAACCAUGCUGACAUACGUGGCUGAGCUUCAGAUGAAGCGCCAAGAAGACCUACAACAAGACACGAACAACCUUCCCAAAGGAGAGGACAGCGAUGAAGAAGACGAGCCAGAACGCGGCAACGACAGCGAGGAUCCUCAUGCUGCCACCAUCCGAAGACAAGAGCGCCUCAGGCGCCAGAUCGAGCGGCGAUGGGCCUUCCCCGAAGUGCCCGGAAGGAGGGCGCCACCUGGCGCCAUCGAUUUCGAGGCCUUGCGUGCUAUCAUCCAGGUCUACAAGCUGGAGGACUGUAUCUUAGACCAGGUGGAGCAGCUGCGGGACCUGAUGUGUCAGAAGCUGCGGGUGAGCUCUUUCCAGCAGGGUCUUGACUUCGAGAAGCCUUGCUUCCCUCUGAUCCUUCGCGACGUUCGUUGCGGCAG
Symbiodinium sp. CCMP2456 is the source of this 699-nucleotide messenger RNA. Lineage: Eukaryota; Dinophyceae; Suessiales; Symbiodiniaceae. The record is from the annotation of a GenBank genome assembly.